UCCACAGUCCACAGUUGCUCCUGCUUUCACGAGGACCGCAAGCAUGCCUCGAUCAAAGAAAGUGAGCUCGAUUUUAUGUCAUACGUCAGAACAGUCAGGGAUAGGCCGCGCUACCGCGAUUUAUGGGGAAGAAGCAGAACGUUUAGCUCGCGCGUGCGUAAAUAAGGAGCCACUACACGGGGUGCCUCAGCUAACUUGAGCCAAAUUAAAGAUAUGCGAAUGCCACGUAGCUGGACAGAACCAAGCUAAUGUUAUUUGCCGUCGCUUGGAGAUAAUCCGAUUACAUCUUUCAUUCCGCCUAUUUAGAUAAUUAUUCUCAAUUAAUUAAUCAACUUCAUCAAUAGCAAGAAACGCUCGGCAAGACCGAGGAGGCACAAAACAACACACGGGUGGUGACGCCGCCUUGGACUCCCCCACCAGCGUGAGGGCACAGAUUUGCGGAAGCUAGGAAAGGAACCAAGGCAGAAACAAAAAAAAAAAAAAAAAACGCGCGAACAAGCGAAGAGCGCAGCCUCCGUAUCGUCCGUUGAAAACGCUGGCCCGUUACGCGGCUCGUCGUUCAGUUCAAGUGUGACGCGAGUCACAGCGAGCGCGAGUAAGCGCGACGCACGCCCGGGUCUUCCCCACCGGCGAGAGGUUUCCUUACUAGGCUUGAGCGUCCGCGUGCAAGACGGAAGCCAGUGGAACGACGAGAGCGACAACGGUCGCGGAAGCGAGUGUUGACGCGUCGUCCGCACUCUGUGGUUUUCUACUUUGCGAGCCAUUCGGUGCGUUUCUGCUCUUUCUGCUCCCGUCGCGCCAGCCCCUCUGGGUCAAGGCCGACAGCAGCACACUUCACAACGCCGUCCGCCACGAUUGGGCUCUGCUCAUUGCUCGUCUCGUCGCUGAAGGCGCGCUCUGGCGUACCGGUUUGGUGACGCGGCCACACUGCUGGACGACGAGGCGGGCGGGCUGGAAGCAGCGGAGUCGCCAAGCGGUGCGAUGGCGGCCGCCUCGCUGCCCCACCGUCUACUGGCUGGCCGACCCGCGGUUCCCCGUCCAAGGCCUUGGUGCACAGAGAAGAUUCGCGCCGGUGGAGGCUUCGGGGUGGUGUACCGCAGCCCUGCCCGCGAGACCGGUGUGACCACGUUCAUGCCGCUCAUCGCGAGCAACUGCCUGUGCAACUCAGACGACGGCAACGUCACCUGGAGCGGACCGCAGUCGAUGCUGCAGACCAUGUACUGGGAUAAGAUGAAAGUGUCGGUGAAGAAAUCGUCGCCAGGUGGCGGCAGCUACAACCGGGCCUCGGACGUGCUGAUCGCCGAGCUGGAGAAAGUGCGUCGUCUGACCUUCCACCCUUACCUGCUGUGGCCGUUGGCCGUGAGCCCCGUUCACAACAUGGACGAUGUGCUGCUGGUCUUCGAGUGCGUGCACCUGGGCAGCCUUUACGACGUCCUACAUGGCGGCGGGGGAGUGCGUCGCCUGCAGGUUCAGGGCCCCGCUGUCGUCAGCCGAGGCUGUCUGCUGCUGGUGAUGCAGCAGGUUUGCGAAGCGCUGCUGUUCCUGCACAGCAGGCGAUGGGUGCACGGCUGCGUGUCGUCGCAUUGCGUCUACCUGGUGGCGCCCUGCCUAGGAAAGCUCGGUAACUUGGAGUUCCUGCAGAGAAGUGAGCAGGCAGGUGGAGGAGGAAGGCGUGCUUCUUCUUCGUCGGCGGACGUGCUGUACCUCCCUCCGGACGAGGAGUUCCUCGACUACUACUACCCUUGGCUCGCCCCCGAGGUGCUGAUGGGCCGCCGGCCCACCAUGCUGGCCGACUUGUACCAGUUCGUCGCUGUGCUCUGGGAAGUCUGCACAGGAGAAGUUCCGUGGGGCUCCGCGGAUCGCGCUGCGGUUGAGAGCGCCCUGACACAGGAGCACCGUGGACUGUGCCGCCGGCCUGAGAUUCCUCCGUCACUGGACACGCUGGUGGACGCCGCCCUGUCGCUGGACCCCGCCGACAGGGAAGUCAGCUUGGGAGACGUCUACCAAGCACUGGCAGCUGUCGUCAAGGAGGGUCAGAGCACUGUGGGACUCGUGGUGAGCCGACUGCAGCAAGCGAGCAACGCGCCCAGCGUCCGGUUGACCAGGACAUCGCGACGGACGUCGGCCACCGUGGCCCACAGGCCAGCUCCGCAGAGCUCUCGACCUCGUUAUUGCUCUCGUGAUUGUGUGGCCGACCGUGAUCCCAGAGGGCGUGUUGCGUCGACCGUGGUGGACGACCAGUCGGAGGCCACGAAUGAGCCCGUCACGCUGACCGACGAGGCCGCCAUGUACCGAUCGCCGCCUCCACGGCGGGUGAGGCCAUCGCUGCUGCCACGAGGGAGCCUGAACGUGGCCCUGCUGGGAAGCAAGUUCGACCAGGUGUCGCUCUCCUCGAGCAUUGACCCCAUGGACUUCACCAGGGACACACCCCGGGCACCCGCCUUCUCGGCCUGGACAGCAGAGAAGCCGUCGUUCGAGACUGCGGCCUCUGGGCUCGAUCGCCAGGUGGCCGUGCAUCAGCACCAGAGCGCACAUGGCAGCGUACGGCACGCCGUCCGACUCUGCAAGCCGGCCAGCCACUCGUACGGAGUGUCCCCGUUUGCGCAGCGAAGCCGACUCAACGCAACCACCAGCAAGCAUCAGCAGUGUACCGUGACGGACUCAUCGGGCACUGACACCGCCAGGGUCAUCAAGCUCUCCGGCCAGCAGCACCAGACGUGGCACGCACCGCGCGGUGACGUCGUGGAUCGACACCACAGCUCCAGGGGCACUAGCGUCUGCCGCACGGAUGCUGCCAUUCUGGAGGACCUCGGACAGGGCGAGCAGUACUACGUGAAGUCUGUGCAGACGAAGCCGAACCACUCGUACGAGGUCGAGGUUGUGACCCAUACGUGCCCGAUGAUCCAGCACACGCUCACGCUGACCAGCACCAACCUGCUAACUGGUCAGACCACCGUCACCGAGGAGUGCACCAGUGCCGAGGCGGUGCAGCUCCAGUGUAAUCCCAACCAGAUCAGCAUCACCAGUCCCAACACCAGCCUCAACUCUAUGGCGGGUGCCGCCUCUUUCACGACCGCUGCUCCACCGGCGCCGAAAGACUACCCUGCAUGUGCCUCGUGCUUUGACAAUAAACCAGCCGCGUCCGUGCCUUCGAACUCGGAGUCGUCGUCUUGAAGGCAGGCUUACAAAUGCUGAAGCUGUGUGCCGAUGGGAAUUGAAUGGAAGAACGCUCGCGUUCCGUCCUGCAUUGAGCGCA
This is a messenger RNA of Dermacentor andersoni, 3256 nucleotides long. RefSeq lists its product as uncharacterized. Lineage: Eukaryota; Metazoa; Arthropoda; Arachnida; Ixodida; Ixodidae. The record is from RefSeq and is a predicted model, not a curated record. Gene Ontology annotation, molecular function: protein kinase activity; ATP binding. Gene Ontology annotation, cellular component: intercellular bridge; midbody; kinetochore. Gene Ontology annotation, biological process: protein phosphorylation; mitotic sister chromatid separation; attachment of spindle microtubules to kinetochore.